CAUUUCGACAUAUAAAGGCUUCUUUAACUAGUUGAGAAGUCAGUUCAGAUCCUAGGUAUUUGAUUACUAAAUUGAAGUAUAAAAGACGUUAAAGAGUUAAUCACGCAUAAAGGAAAAAGAUGAGAGCCAAAAAAAGAAUGAUGACUCUGCAGUACCUGGCUGUUGUUCUUGCUGUCUUCACAUUAUCUCGGACUGAAAAUGUAAAAGCUGAAAUCCUUAGAAAUGACGACAAAUAUGACCUAAUUCCUUCUGAAACAGGAUAUGGCGGUGGAGGUUAUGGAGGAGGAGGCUAUGGUGGUGGGGGAGGUAAAGGAGGAUAUGGCGGUGGGGGUUACGGUGGAGGAGGUGGAGGAAAAGGAGGUGGAGGAUAUGGCGGUGGGGGUUACGGUGGAGGAGGUGGAGGAAAAGGAGGUGGAGGCUAUGGUGGUGGUGGCUACGGUGGCGGAGGAUAUGGUGGUGGUGGUGGAAAAGGAGGUUAUGGAGGUGGAGGCUAUGGUGGUGGUGGCUACGGCGGCGGAGGAUAUGGCGGUGGUGGUGGAAAAGGAGGCUAUGGUGGUGGUGGCUACGGCGGCGGCGGUGGUGGUGGAAAAGGAGGCUAUGGUGGAGGAGGAUAUGGUGGUGGAGGAUAUGGAGGAGGAGGCUACGGUGGUGGCGGAGGAAAAGGAGGAUAUGGAGGGGGAGGCUACGGCUACGGUGGUGGCGGAGGAAAAGGAGGAUAUGGUGGUGGAGGAUAUGGAGGGGGAGGCUACGGUGGUGGCGGAGGAAAAGGAGGAUAUGGUGGUGGAGGAUAUGGCGGCGGUGGUGGUGGUGGAAAAGGAGGGUAUGGAGGUGGAGGUUAUGGCGGUGGUGGUGGAAAAGGAGGGUAUGGAGGUGGUGGUUAUGGCGGUGGUGGUGGAAUUGGAGGAUAUGGAGGUGGAGGAUAUGGUGGUGGAGGAUAUGGCGGUGGUGGCUAUGGAGGAGGUGGCUACCACUAG
Molecule: messenger RNA, 974 nt
Organism: Limulus polyphemus (Atlantic horseshoe crab)
Lineage: Eukaryota; Metazoa; Arthropoda; Merostomata; Xiphosura; Limulidae
Product: glycine-rich cell wall structural protein 1.0-like
Exons: 3
Coding region: 120-974 (284 amino acids)
Source: RefSeq, a predicted model, not a curated record